AUGUACCCGGAAUGCGAUCCGCGCGCACAUCAACAUGCCGACGCUGUUGGACAUGUUUACGAGUGUGAAACCUGCACGGAGGCAUGGUAUCUGUGGCAAGAUGCUUCUGCACACAUGGAUGAGGAGGAUCAUUGGGAGAAAGCACACAAAUGCGAAGCGUGCCAACAAAGCUUCCAUUCGCGGGCAGAAGCUAAGCAACACAUCAUCCAUCGCGGCACCGACAUUGCUUGUCCGUUCUGUAAGCGCGGCUUUGCAACAGCUACUAGCAUAACGCAUCAUCUCGAGACCAGCUCCUGCAAGAAUGCUCGCUCUUUUAACCGCAAUACUAUCUUAACAGAAGUCCGUCGGCGUGAUACAAGCCAAUUAAUCACUAAGAAAAAUCUACAUAUUAGCAUGCACAAAUGCUAUCUUUGCCACAAAGGCUUUUGUGAACUUAAAACUCUAAACAACUACGUGCAUUUGCCGGCGCACAAAGAGCACGUGUAUCACUGCCCAGGGCGAAUCUAUAGACGCGAAUUUCGAUCGCUUGCUUUCCUCUUCAAUCAUCCUAAGAGCGAGACAUGCGGUGUGAGGUUUGAUGCUGUACAGAGGAAUUUUGGUGGGACGUUGAGUGGACAAAGGAGCAUUGGAUCUGUAUAA
Molecule: messenger RNA, 639 nt
Organism: Boeremia exigua
Lineage: Eukaryota; Fungi; Ascomycota; Dothideomycetes; Pleosporales; Didymellaceae
Exons: 4
Coding region: 1-639 (212 amino acids)
Source: RefSeq, a predicted model, not a curated record